CCGGAUCUGAGAACCCUAAUCCAAGCAGCAUGUGGGGCCCAUUCUCAGGCUUUCAGGGAAUUUUACGCCUCCUGGAAAUAAUUUUCAGCGCUGUUGCUUUCAUCAUUGUCAUCUGCAAAGGGAGGAUGGUCGUCCCAUGGGGCGUUUGGUGCGAGUUUGUCUGGGUGUUCUGCAUUAUUGUGCCCCUGGUCCUGGCCGUGGUGGAGAGCAAAAAGUUGCACAUCCUUCUGGCUGCCUUCCUUCCAAACUGGGCUGAUCUUACCUUUGGGCUGACCGGGGUGUGUAGCAUCAUGAUCGUCUCCGCCACGGGGGCCUUUCUCUGUGUUUUCGUCUGCCUCACCUGUAUCGCAGACAUUCUGUGUCUCAUCUUCUCAUUCGCUGCUACUGUGUGCUUUCUGAUUGACGCUAUCAUGCAGAAGAUGAAGCUCCCCAGCGGUUACAUGACCAGCCUGAGAGGAACUCUACGCAUAUCGGAGGCUUUUGUCGCCUGCAUAAUUCUCACUGCUGCCACGGACCAUUUUGUGAGAGGGGAGUGGUUCUAUAAGCCAUUUGGGAUGACUUUAUGCGCCAUUAUUUUUGGAGUUUGCCUUCUGGUCACUGUAGUCAUCUUAGUUCUCAAUCUGCUCAAGCUUUUGCAGUGUCUGCUCACAUUCAAGCUGAGCUUGGUUGAAUUUGUGUUUAACAUUGUGGCAGUGGUGUUGUAUCUGCUUGCUGUUAUUCUUUGGACAGUUUUUGGGUACAAACGCCCCAAGCACAACCCUUACACCUGUAUCAAAUGUGCAUAUGCAGAUAUGAAUACUGUUACUGUUGGAAGCAUUUUGAAUCUCAUUCUUUACAUUAUAGAUGCGUUUUUUUCCUUAAAAUCCCUGUAG
Cyprinodon variegatus (sheepshead minnow) is the source of this 872-nucleotide messenger RNA. RefSeq names its product myeloid-associated differentiation marker-like protein 2. NCBI's taxonomy places the organism in Eukaryota, Metazoa, Chordata, Actinopteri, Cyprinodontiformes, Cyprinodontidae. The record is from RefSeq and is a predicted model, not a curated record. Gene Ontology annotation, cellular component: membrane. The transcript has a single exon. Bases 30 to 872 code for a protein of 280 amino acids.